AUGGUCAACUCCUGUUGUGGCUCUGUCUGCUCUGAGGAGGGCUGUGGCCAAGGCUGCUGCCAGCCCAGCUGCUGCCAGACCACCUGCUGUAGGACCACCUGCUGUCGCCCCAGCUGCUGUGUGUCCAGCUGCUGCCAGCUGCCCACCUGCUGCCGCCCCACCUGUUGCAUUUCUAGCUGCUGCAGGCCUUCCUGCUGCCGCCCUAGUUGUUGUGUGUCCAGCUGCUGCAGGCCCCAGUGCUGCCAGUCUGUGUGCUGCCAGCCUACCUGCUGCCGCCCCAGCUGUUGCAGGCCUUCCUGCUGCCGCCCUAGCUGCUGUGUGUCCAGCUGCUGCAGGCCCUCUUGCUGCAUCUCCAGUUGCCGCCCCUGCUGUGGUAGUUCUAGCUGUUGUGGAUCCAGCUGCUGCUGUCCCACCUGCUGCAUUUCUAGCUGUUGCAGGCCUUCUUGCUGCCGCCCCAGCUGCUGUGUGUCCAGCUGUUGCAGACCCCAGUGCUGCAUCCCUACCUGCUGCCAGACUACCUGUUACAGGACCACCUGCUGCCGCCCAUCAUGCUCCAGUGGUUCUUGCUGCUGA
Rattus rattus (black rat) is the source of this 573-nucleotide messenger RNA. Its product is annotated as keratin-associated protein 4-12-like. The transcript has a single exon. The coding region runs from base 1 to 573 and encodes 190 amino acids. Lineage: Eukaryota; Metazoa; Chordata; Mammalia; Rodentia; Muridae. The record is from RefSeq and is a predicted model, not a curated record. Gene Ontology annotation, cellular component: keratin filament.